Adineta ricciae is the source of this 207-nucleotide messenger RNA. Lineage: Eukaryota; Metazoa; Rotifera; Eurotatoria; Adinetida; Adinetidae. The record is from the annotation of a GenBank genome assembly.
AUGAACGACCUAAUAUGUGAGAAGAACAUAUUCAUAUACUUAUUGUUCAAUUGUACGAGUGCUCAAAACAAUUACGAUCAAAGGAUUCAAUCCGAUUUAUACAGUUUUGGAAAAUCAAUAAGAAACGCGCGACACAAUUUAUCCACAAUCGUAAUCAUCGAAUUAGUUAAACGUCGCGACUCAGCCUGUAAGAUGCAAAGCUCAUAA